Molecule: messenger RNA, 7024 nt
Organism: Pungitius pungitius (ninespine stickleback)
Lineage: Eukaryota; Metazoa; Chordata; Actinopteri; Perciformes; Gasterosteidae
Gene: kdm6a
Product: lysine (K)-specific demethylase 6A
Exons: 30
Coding region: 1668-5999 (1443 amino acids)
Biological process (GO): heart development; regulation of gene expression
Cellular component (GO): MLL3/4 complex
Molecular function (GO): protein binding; histone H3K27me2/H3K27me3 demethylase activity; chromatin DNA binding
Source: RefSeq, a predicted model, not a curated record
UGUUCUGUUUUGUUUUCCCAACAAAUGAGGAGCCCAUGCUUGGGUUUGUAUUUAUUUAAUUUUUUUAUUAUAAAAUCUUCGAAAGUGCUGUAUAAAUAGUUAUUAUUAUUAUUAUUAUUACGACACUAGCUUCCUGUUUAUAUAUAUUUCCUCAGCAGAAAACGCUAGAUCACAUUUCACAGGCUCUAAGGUCAGAAAUGAACCUUGUGUGUGCAAACGAAUGGGUCGUGGACCUGGAGGAGGACAGCACCUCGCCCCACCACCUUCCUACCUGUCCUGCAGGUAUUGCCGUCGAAGCUUUUUUUUAAUGAGAAUUGAAAUAAUGGAAUCCAGGAGAGCGAGAAAAUAAUUUUAUAUUUUGAGGCCUUUCUCUUAGUGUCGUCCCUUAUAGAAAUCGGAAGUUAAGUUUGUUAAUCUUUAAUUAUGCAACUGAAACAAUCCAGACAAGUGCAACGUCGACUUCUGGCUCUUGCUAUUAAAUUUAUAUUAAAAUCAAUGUUCUUUAAAGAAUGCUCCAUCUAAAAUAAAAUGUUAAUUUUUGCAAUUUCCAACAAAUGCAAGCUUUUCCAUAUAAAAUGUAUUCUUCAUCACAGCACAUAUUCUCAAGUCAUAUUAAUCAACAAAAUAAUACAAUCACAACAUAUUAUAGUUUUGAAAAUUGUGCAUUUAUAAUUCUACAAUUAACAUAUAGAAAUGGAAAACUCAGUUGUACUAAGAAAAAUAAUUUUUUUUAAAUUCCUAAAAAUAAACAAAUUUAUGUUAUAGCAUAUUUGUGCACAAUUUCAUUAGAUCUUUUACAAUAAAAUACAAGAAAACUUCUUCAUCGCAGCCAAUAUCAGGAAGUGUUACCUCACCGGAUGGAAAAAUAAAAUAAGAAUACAUAUACCUUAACUAUGUUCAAUUGUUUAGGCCAAAAUGGACUAUAAUUGAAGAAUCACAUCAUGUGUAACUGACCAGACAGUAUGCAAAACUUCUUUAAUAGUAUAAUAAUUCCCUUGCAAAUGAGUUUUGUAACAUAGUAAUUGAUAGGGUAUAGUAAUAUGAUAUAGUAAUCGUUUCCUGAUUUACUGAUACACAAUAUAGUUGUUAUCUAUCAAUCAAUCAAUGCAACGUUGCAACAAACCUACUCGACAGCUUUUUCAACCAAUAGGUUUGCUUUAAAAUGCAGUUACGUAAUCAUAAUAUAACGUUACGAGCCAAUCGCAGGCCUCGAGAAGCCCAUGUUGAUGUGUACGUGCGCGUGUUCGUCCGCGUGCUCGCAACACAUCAACUUGAGACAGUCACGUGGCGGCACACGCCGGCCACUGAUUGGCCACGGCGAACGGAGGGCGUUCCGACAGUGGCGGCGUGCGUUUGCCUAUGUGACACAAUUACAACAACUUUGAGCCGAUGGUUGGGGAAGUUUGCCACAUUACCAAGUAACCCUCACUCCUAAAACCCAACAUUACAUCAACUUCAUGCAUACACUGGCACUGGAAUACACGCUGUGUUUUGAUGUACAAUGAGGAGCGUGGGGGGUAACUUGGAGGGAUCAUUUCCUUGAGGAUUUGGCAAGAACUACGCUACGCCCCGUUUUAGUCCUGGAUAACGUUAGCUGUGCAACACUUUCGUUGUUACUGCGUUUCGCCGGAGUUCCUCGGUCCCGUCGAGCCUCCCAUUUAUUUUCCAUGAAAUCGUGCGGAGUGUCGCUCGCCGCCGCCGCAUCUGCUGCUGCCCGGAGUCUCGGCGUUGCUGGUAAUGACGAGGAGAAAAUGGCGUCGGGAACAGCGACCGAUAUCGAAGAGGACUUUCCGAAGCUAACAGCCCAAGAAAAAGAGCGCUUGGACGGAACCGACAGUUCACUGUUUGGAUUUCAUAGGCUUCAAGAAGAUGGCGCCAGAACGAAGGCCUUGCUGUUAAAGGCCGUUAGCUGCUAUGAUGCCCUCAUCCUCAAAGCAGAGGGGAAAGUGGACUCUGACAUUUUCUGCCAGCUGGGCCACUUCAACCUCCUGCUGGAGGACUAUUCUAAAGCAUUAUCUGCAUACCAGAGGUACUUCACUUUACAGCCCGACUACUGGAAGAAUGCUGCCUUUUUAUAUGGCCUUGGCAUGGUUUACUUCCAUCACAACGCAUUUCAGUGGGCCAUCAAGGCGUUCCAGGAGGUGCUUUACAUCGACCCCGGCUUCUCGAGAUCUAAAGAGAUCCACCUGAGACUGGGGCUCAUGUUUAAAGUCAACACGGACUACGAGUCGAGCUUAAAGCACUUUCAGCUGGCUUUGAUCGACUCCAACCUCUGCACUUUGUCCAAAGCUGAAAUUCAGUUCCACAUCGCUCAUUUGUAUGAGAUCCAGAAGAAACACACAGCGGCAAAAGAAGCGUAUGAAAGUCUGCUGCAGACGGAGAACCUUCCUGCACAGGUGAAGGCGACCACACUGCAACAACUUGGCUGGAUGCAUCACACAGUGGAGCAGCUGGGGGAUAAAGCCACCAAGGACAGCUAUGCCAUCCAGUGUCUGCAGAAGUCUUUAGAAGCAGACCCCAACUCUGGCCAGUCCUGGUACUUUCUUGGCAGGUGCUACUCCAGCAUUGGGAAGGUGCAGGAUGCCUUCAUCUCCUACCGUCAGUCCAUUGAUAAGUCAGAGGCCAGUGCUGACACCUGGUGCUCCAUAGGGGUGCUCUACCAGCAGCAGAACCAGCCUAUGGAUGCUCUGCAGGCCUACAUCUGUGCCGUGCAACUGGACCACAGCCACGCGGCCGCCUGGAUGGACCUCGGCACGCUCUACGAAUCCUGCGGCCAGCAGCACGACGCCAUCAAGUGUUACAUCAACGCCACGCGCAGCAAGGCCUGCGUCAACACCGCCGCGCUCACCCAACGCAUCAAGCUGCUGCAGGCUCAGUUGUGUAACCUACAGCCAGGUAGUCUGCAGAAUAAGGGUAAAAUGCUUCCUAGUAUUGAGGAGGCAUGGAGCCUGCCCAUUCCUGCUGAGCUCACGUCCAGGCAGGGGGCCCUGAGCACUGCACAAGCACAGCAGGCCUGUAAAGGGGAGGGGGGCCAAUCCAAUCACACGGACCCACAGGCCAGUCCUGCCAAGAGGAAACGCACCGCCAGCCCGGCUAAGGGUGCAGUGGACUCGUGGGCGAACGGGCCCAAUCAGGAGCAGAUCCCCAGCUGGUACCUAACGCCACAGAAGCUUCAGCUCCUGGAUCACCUGCGGACGAAUCGAGCGACCCUCAAGCCCCCCCAGGUGCAGAUGCUGGAGCAGCUGGAGAACCAGUUCUCAGUCAUGCAGCAACAUCAGCAGCAGAUGAAGCAGCAGCAGGCGGCGAGCGGCCUGCCGCGGACCGUCCUGCCCAACGGCCCCCCGGCAGAGUCCUCUCACCACCGGGGCGGCCUCCCCCGGGCCUCCCCCCUCAACCACACGGGCCCCCGGCCCCCGUGCGUCGCCCAGCCCACAGCCAACGGAUCCUGUUCCUCGAGUCCGGACAAAACCCCCCCCCUGGGACCCGGAGGUGGCGGCACGAGCAACGGAAACGUGCCUUACCCGCAGCAGAACUCUCUACCUCACAACUGCACGGCCGCCAGCACCAGCAGCACCGCCAGUAGUCCCAGUAAUGCCGACGAGGGCUGGAGGAGCCAACAGCGCAACACUACCACUCAGGGGCUUCACAAAGGUCCAGGUUCACAUUCGGCGGGUCCCAAUGGAGAACCCCCUUUCUCUUCCUCCGCCUCCCCUCAGACCUCGUUCUCUUCCUCCGGCAUCCCGAAUCAGGUCGCACAUUCCUCCUGCACUGCCUCCUCCUCGGCCUCCUCUUUGUCCCCCACCUCUCCCCAGACCACGCCCAACCGCCUGUCCUCGCCCCCCCACGCCGCCACUACCUCAGGGGUCCACACCAAAGACGCCGCCACGCCUUCGGGGGGCAAAAGCUGCAGCAACGGUGCCGCCGCCGCUUCGCCGUCAGGUCCGGAGGCCGCCGCCAGGCAUCGCGCAGGGACGCCCCAAAGCCCCGGCGCCGCCACCCCGCCGCAGGGAUCGACUAAUCACGUCCAGCCGCGGGUGACAGAUCGCUCCGCCAGCCUGUCUCAGCCCGCCUCCCCCGCCCCCGGCGUGCUCGCUUCAGACAAUCCUAAGCUCUCAGCCUUGCUAAAGGGAAAAGCCAAUGCGACCAGUAACCACGGAGGGCCUUCCUCGGAGAAGGUCAACAACGUCCACCCGGGUCUCCACGGGGAGCAGCAGCAGCAGCAGCAGUCGGCGCCGUCUUCGUCGCCGCUUCUGUCCGCCGCCGCUCCCUCCCCGCGCUCAGCAGACCCGCACGCCACCACAAGCCUCUCCUGCCUUAACAGCCCGUCCAGCUCCAACAGCCGGGGGCCCGCGGUCAACGGGAAGGGCCCCGAGGACUCCCGCAGCCCGGAGAGGGAGGAGCCCCCCGCCGGGGGAGCGCAGAGACGCAGCGUCCCCGCUGCUCUCGCCCCCUGGUCCUCGGUGUCCAUCUACCCGAGCUCCAGCGAGGUGCUCAAAGCCUGCCGGAACCUGGGAAAGAACGGCCUGUCGACGAGCAGCAUCCUGCUGGACAAGUGUCCCCCGCCGAGGCCCCCCCGCCCGCCCUCUCCUCCGCUGCCAAAGGACAAACUCAACCCCCCGACGCCCAGCAUUUACCUGGAAAACAAGAGGGACGCCUUCUUUCCGCCCCUCCACCAGUUCUGCACCAACCCUUCCAACCCGGUGACCGUCAUCAGAGGCCUGGCCGGAGCGCUCAAACUCGAUCUGGGCCUGUUCUCCACCAAGACGUUGGUGGAGGCCAACCCGGACCACCUGGUGGAGGUGCGGACCCAGUUGGCCCAGCCCACAGACGAGAACUGGGACCCCAGCGGCAGCAGGAAGAUGUGGCGCUGCGAGAGCAGCCGCUCCCACACCACCGUCAUCAAGUACGCCCAGUACCAGGCCUCGUCCUUCCAGGAGUCUCUGCGGGAGGAGAAUGAGAAGAAGAAGGAGUCUGAAACGGAAGCCGGUUCCGCUGACAGCGCGACGCGGCGAAGGAAGGCGUCUUUGAAACACAUUAAGUUUGGCACCAACAUCGACCUCUCUGAUGAAAAGAAGUGGAAACAGCAGCUUCAGGAGUUGUCCAAACUGCCGGCCUUUGCCCGCGUGGUGUCGGCCGGUAACCUGCUCAGCCACGUGGGACACACCAUCCUGGGCAUGAACACCGUCCAGCUCUACAUGAAGGUCCCCGGGAGCCGGACACCAGGUCACCAAGAGAACAACAACUUCUGUUCGGUGAACAUCAACAUCGGCCCCGGGGACUGCGAGUGGUUCGCGGUGCCGGAGUCCUACUGGGGGGUCAUCAACGACUUCUGUGAAAAGAACAACAUCAACUUCCUGAUGGGCUCCUGGUGGCCCAACCUGGAGGACCUGUACGAGACCAACGUGCCCGUGUACCGGUUCAUCCAGCGCCCCGGGGACCUGGUGUGGCUCAACACGGGCACCAUCCACUGGGUCCAGGCCAUCGGCUGGUGCAACAACAUCGCGUGGAAUGUCGGACCCCUCACGGCACACCAGUACAAGCUGGCGGUGGAGCGGUACGAGUGGAACAAACUGCAGAGCGUCAAAUCCAUCGUCCCCAUGAUCCACCUCUCGUGGAACAUGGCCCGGAACAUCAAAGUGUCGGACCACAGGCUCUUUGAGAUGAUCAAGUAUUGUUUGCUACGGACCCUGAAGCAGUGUCAGAUGCAGCGGGAUCUGCUGCUGGCUGCUGGGAAAGAGCUGGCGUGGCACGGGAGGACCCAGAGCGAGCCGGCGCACUACUGCAGCAUCUGUGAGGUGGAGGUGUUCGACUUGCUGUUUGUGACCACGGAGAGCAACAGCAGGAAGACGUACGUGGUGCACUGCCAGGACUGCGCCCGCAGGGGGAGCGCUAACCUGGACGACUUUGUGGUGCUGGAGCAGCACAAGGUGGAGGACCUCAUGCAGGUCUACGACCAGUUCACGCUGGCGAGUCCCCUGCCUUCUUCCUCUAGAUGCUGACACUGUUUCUUCUGAGGACCGUUGCAACCACAAUGGACUCAGUCGGAAAACCUCUUCUUCUUUUCUGAUAUUCAGGAAGCAAACGGCGCUCUGUAGCUAAUCCCACAAGGCAGCUGGGUGAAAGCUGUGUCUAUGCAAGCUGCCCCCCCCCCCCCCCCGAGUCCUGAGUGGUGUGCUGGUGGCCUGGGGGAAGGGGCGGGGGGAGGAGGAGGAGGAGGAGGAGGAGGAGGAGACCAGACUGUUCUACUGCUGGUCCAGAUGGACUCAUCACAAAAUCACACAUUAAAAUUUAAAAAAAAAAGAAAAAAAUAGAGGAAAAAAGGCAGAAUUUUGUAAAUAUGAUGUUUUAACUGGCAACAUGUCACGCAGAGACUACUGACUUGAUGGUUUUUCUUUUUGCAUUUUUGUGUUCCGUACACGAGUUUGACGCGAGCGCUUUGCCCCCCUCCCUCCAUGAGAAGAGUCGUUAGCAUAGCCGCCCCCCCCCCCCCCCUCGUCCUCCGUGGUCAGGAAACCAGAUAUAAAGCGUUUUUGUAAUGUGAAAAGUUGAGUGAGGCGUCCCCCCCCCCCCCCCCCCCCACCGACCCUCGUGUUUUCUUUAAGGUAUUUUGAUUUAAUUUUGCUGGAACUACGUUGAGACUUUGAUUGCUUUUUGUCGGGGGGGGGGGGGAAAUCCUGAAGACACCCAAGUCACACAGAAAAAGGGUUGCACACAAAAGAGUGAACUUUAAUUUGUCUUUCUUUUUUUUCUUUUUUUCUUUUAUGUAAAUCUACACUAUUUAUAAAUGCAUAUUUAUUGCUUGAAGAUAUUUGUUGAUGGAAUGCUGUCGGGUUUUUUUUUUCCAGCGUCCCUGCCAUUGAAUCCGAAGGAGCCGCGUGAUUUUAAGUCCGGCCCCUCGUGCGUUUUCUAUCAACUUCAAACUGCUUAGUCAGCGUUGUACAGAGACCUUCACCUCCAAAUGGGUUUAUUGUUUGAAGGAUGUUUUACGAGUCAAUAAACAAGAACUGUCUUUAUUUACAUCUGC